Molecule: messenger RNA, 1941 nt
Organism: Aspergillus chevalieri
Lineage: Eukaryota; Fungi; Ascomycota; Eurotiomycetes; Eurotiales; Aspergillaceae
Product: FAD binding domain protein
Exons: 3
Coding region: 1-1941 (646 amino acids)
Biological process (GO): homocysteine metabolic process
Cellular component (GO): cytosol
Molecular function (GO): [methionine synthase] reductase (NADPH) activity; flavin adenine dinucleotide binding; FMN binding
Source: RefSeq, a predicted model, not a curated record
AUGGUGCACGCCGUUCUUCCUCCCUCCCCGCCGUCCGCGAGGACCAUGUCCACCACGCCGUCGUUCAACAACCACCCUAAUGGAGACCAUCACAGCAUCCCUGUGUCCGCAACCUCUCAUCCGGACAACCCCAUCCCAGAAGAACCUCGUGACCGGUCGUUAGCUAUCCCGACGAGCUUCAAUGCCUUGCCCACCCCGUCCCAGCAAGAAACAGACAUGACAGAUGCGGCACCGUUGACCCCACCAUCGGAACCGCAAGAUGAAGUCCAAGAUGACAACGCAGAGUCAUUCAAUGGCGGUCGACGAGCAUCGACCGUCCUCCUUUCGCAGAACUCGGAUGAUAUGAGACGGGUAUUAGAGAACGUGGGCCAUGCAGGCACUCAGAAGUUACAACCACUCUGCUGCGGGGGUGGCUGCUGCCGCAGCCAGCCGUUGCAGAGAGAUCCUAUUCCUGGCCCUACCUUCACCACGAAUAACGUCAUCCCCCCAGAUAACGAGGCAUUCCGGAGCCUGCAGUUGAACAUCGACUAUUUGACGUUGGACAGUAUGCUCACCGACCUUGCUGAUCUUCCGGAGAAGACGGUGUCUUUUUCGAGUGUGCCAGCAUCUGCUGUCGACAUGAAGCUAGGACCAUCCGACCACCCGCCUCCUUUUGUGCAACCGCAUCCUCCGUACGAAGUGUUCCGUGCACCCUUGCACCAUGCCAGGGAGCUCACCAAGACCGGCGCGGAAAAGCGGACGUACCAUUUUGACAUCGAUGUCACCGAUUACCCUGCAGAAAGCGGCACUGUCGAUUUCGUCGUCGGUGGUGCUAUUGGAGUCUGCCCCAAGAACAAGGAUGAAGAAGUGGACGACAUUUUUAACUGCCUCGGAAUUCCAAAGUCCAUCCGGGACAAGAAGGUCACCCUGCACACGGCCAAGGGUCGCUGGCCUACUAUCUGGGGAGAUGACCAGCCGCGUGAGUUGGUCACCAGCCGGAGAGAGAUCUUGAACUGGUGCUCCGACAUUCAGAGCUAUCCUCCCACCAAAGCUCUGUUCCGAUUGUUGGGCGAGUAUGCCACCAACGAACAUGAGAAGAAGAUCCUCCUUUUCCUUGCCUCUUCGCAGGGCCAGGGUGCUUUCUGUGACCUCCGUACCACAUCGCAUGUUUCCGUCUCCCAGCUACUGCACGCGUUCCCGUCAUCUCAACCUCCUCUCGACCACCUCCUUUCCUCCCUGAACACGCUGAUGCCGCGUUUCUACUCGCUUUCUCAAGAUCCCCUAGCCUCCUACAGCAUAAAGGACGGGGUUUCCCGUCGCCUGGUCGAGGUCGCCGUGUCUGUGGCCGAAUCCAAGGAUUACAAGCGUGGCUACCGAACCGGUGUCGGCUCGGGUUAUCUGGAAGAGCUUGCUCGCAAGGUGGUCGAUGCCGAAAAACAGGGUAUCGACCCUGCAACACUUAACCUGCACAUUCCCAUGUUCCGUGGGUUGAUGGCCAACCCAUUGGCCACGCGAUUUGCCUCGGAUGGACCCAUGCUUCUGAUUGGAGCAGGCGUGGGAAUUGCACCUUUCCGUGGUUUCGUCCAGCGUCGCCUGCAAUCCGCCAACUGCGCCAACAAGGUCUGGGUGUUGCAAGGUGUCCGGGACUCUCUCCUCGACGAGCUGUACAGCGGCGAGUGGGGUGUGGAAGAAUCAAAGGUGCGAACGGUGGUGCAGAGCCGUCGCGGCGAGAGCAAGUACGUCCAGGAAGAGGUGCGACACCAGGCUGAUCUUGUCUGGUUCGUGAUCAACGCACUGGAUGGACGGGUGUUUGUCUGCGGUAGCGGAAAGGGUAUGGGUGAAGGAGUUGAGGCUGCCUUGAUUGAUGUCGCGAUGGCCAAGGGCAACUUGAACAGUGAAGAAGCCCAGCUGUUCUGGGAUAACAAGAAGGAAGCCGGACAGUACAUUGCUGAAACUUGGUGA